AUGCCGAUGGCGGCUAUUCACACGUACCAAAACCUUGGUGUUGAUCAGAAAUUGACGCACCUACAAUCUCAGGCUCCUCGGAGAUUAGCACCUGCUCCAGUGGAUCCCAGUCGCUGCAAGAAAAAAUCUUAUCUUCACCAGCCUUACCCGACACAACCUGCCUCCGUAGCACGCAGGAACGCUCGGGAGAGGAACAGAGUGAAACAAGUAAACAAUGGUUUUGCGGCGUUACGUCAACACAUCCCAUCAGCUGUCUCCGCAGCCCUAGCUGGAGGAAGAGGAUCUUCACGAAAACUAAGCAAAGUGGAUACUUUAAGACUAGCGGUAGAGUACAUCAAAAGUUUGAAGCGGUUAUUAGAGGAGAGCGAAGAAGGAUGCUCCGAAUCUCAGUCAGGGUUAGUCCUGAGCAAUAGCGGACAGCACACUCCACCACUAUCUGAAGAGUCCCACUCACCAGCUCCCUCCUUCGUGUCUGAAAGCUCAGUAGGGCCGAGCUGUCAUGAUGCGUACGACUCCUACGAGCCCAUGAGUCCGGAAGAUGAAGAGCUUCUCGACGUUAUAUCAUGGUGGCAGCAACAGUGA
Messenger RNA from Spodoptera littoralis (African cotton leafworm), 582 nucleotides. The record is from the annotation of a GenBank genome assembly. NCBI's taxonomy places the organism in Eukaryota, Metazoa, Arthropoda, Insecta, Lepidoptera, Noctuidae.